Molecule: messenger RNA, 4136 nt
Organism: Selaginella moellendorffii
Lineage: Eukaryota; Viridiplantae; Streptophyta; Lycopodiopsida; Selaginellales; Selaginellaceae
Product: trihelix transcription factor GT-2
Exons: 3
Coding region: 590-2815 (741 amino acids)
Source: RefSeq, a predicted model, not a curated record
GCAAAGCAUUCUUUUUAAGUGAAUGUAAAAAAAUUUAUUCCAGCUGUGUGGAUUAGCCCUCGCUAGGGUUUGAUGAUGUAGAGCGUGAGCGGAGAGAGGCUAUGGCGGAGGAAGCGCGGUGAUCAUUAGGGUUUAGCGAGUUUUUCCAAGUGUCCCUACACUGGAAUCGCAGGGUCCCGGCGCGGAGAAGUCCACUGUUUCAGAGUUUUUUUUCUGCAGCGCUUUUCUUGAAUUGUUCCGUGAUAUGAUGUUUGUCGUGUGUGUCCCCGAUCGCGAUUUCACUCAAUCUAGCUGCGCUCGCCUCGAAUCUUUGAUCUUUCCCCUCGAAUCGGUCCUUCUUUCCAAUCUUUGCCAGUAAAGAACGCAAAUCGUCGCGGCCAGAGAGAGAGAGAGAGAGAGAGAGAGCGAGAGAGGAGAAAGAGAAGCUCCGUAAUAUCACGCGGCGGAGCUCCAAAGAUACAGUGAAUGCUGCGCGGCAGCAGAUCGAUCGGAAUUGGAAUCGUCUUGGCGACAUUUCGAUCGAUGCAAAGAAGCGGCAUCUCGAUCUGACCGACACGCGCUCGCUAGCUCCAUUUUGGCGUCCGUGAGGAUGCAAACGUAUGGAGUUCCUCCCGACGUGCAGCAAUUCGUGGUCGGGAGGGGGCCUGGCGGCGGCCACGCCUCGCAUCACAUGUUCUCGAUCUCUUCCCAGGAAAUCCAUCACUCGCAGCAGCAGCAGCAGCAACACGCGGUAGCAGCAGUGGCGGCCGCGGCGGCAGCGCACCACCAUCUCCAAAGCUCCAGUGCAUCACACCAGCGAAUUCAGCAGUCUCAUCACCUCCACACCCAGCAGCAGCAGCAGCAGCAGCAGCAAGUCGUCCAGCAGCUGGGACUCAGCCCAGACUCGGCCGAGGCGCCAUCGCCCAUCGCAACGCGGCCAUCUCCCAGCGGCAGCGCGGCCUACAGGCAGACCCUCACGACGAUUGGCGACGACGAGACCACCGGCGAGGAGCGAGGAAUUGGCGGCAAUCGAUGGCCGCGGCAGGAGACAUUGGCGCUGAUAAGGAUCCGGACCGAGAUGGACGCAAACUUCCGGGAUUCUGGUCUUAAGGCGCCGCUAUGGGAAGAAGUUUCCAGGAGGCUUGGCGAGCUGGGAUUCCAGAGGAGCGCCAAAAAAUGCAAGGAAAAGUUUGAGAACGUCCACAAGUACUACAAGAAAACCAAAGGUGGCAAAGCCGGUAGACAGGAUGGAAAAUGCUACCGAUUUUUUGCGCAAUUGGAAGCUUUGUAUGGGUCUAAUUCUAGUGGAGCAGGUGGUGGCCCAGCCACAGUUGGAGCUGGCGCUGCGAAUUUACUGCAAGGCGAGGAUCACAGCAAUGGGCCAUUCCUUCUGUCCAGCGGAAGUGGGAUGGCGCCAACUACGACCAACGGAGCGAAUUCCUCGGGCCAGAGAUUUUCGGAGAACAGCGACGGCGCUGCGAACUUGCUCUCGGAUACCGAUGACGAGGAGUACGACGAUCCGGACCGGAACGACAAGAGGAAGCGGAAGAGGAAAUCUUGGGCUUCGCAGAUGCUGUUCCUCGAGAACCUGAUUCGCAAGUUCAUGGACAAGCAGGAUUCCAUGCACAGGAAGUUUCUCGAGGCCAUAGACAGGCGUGAGCAGGACAGGCUGCUCAAGGAUGACGCAUGGAGGAAGGAGCUGGGGAGGAUCCAGCGCGAGCAGGAGCUUCGGCGGUCGCAGGAGCGGUCAGUUGCAGCGACCCGGGAUGCUGCGCUCGUGGCAUUCCUGCAGAAAGUUACUGGCCAGACGCUGCAGCUUCCGCAAGCCAUAACUCCGGUUGGGAAGCAGCAGUCGGACUUGCAGGAUGAGGACUUCAAAGAGCACUUCGAUCCCAACAGCAAGAGGUGGCCAAAGCAGGAGGUACACGCCUUGAUUCGUCUCAGGAGCGGGAUGGAGUCGAAGUUCCAGGAGCCCGGUGCUAAGGGCCCGUUAUGGGAGGAGAUCUCCACAAGCAUGGGACAUAUGGGCUACAGCCGGAGCUCCAAGCGCUGCAAGGAGAAGUGGGAGAACAUCAACAAGUACUUCCGAAAGACAAAGGACAGCUCCAAACGGCGAUCAGAGAAUUCAAAGACUUGUCCCUACUUCCAGCAAUUGGACAUGCUCUACCGUACCGGCGUCCUCACUCCUCCCAACAGCAGGUGCCUGACUGAUCAAACCGCCGCAGUAAACGAACUCCAGGAACACCUCAGUGGUCACAGAGAGGAUAGCAGCGGGCAGCCCCCGGAGAUGCUAGCAAUUAUGCCGCAGGGAGCCGAGAGUGGUCCAGCAAGCGACACUCCUGUCACGCAGUUCUACGCUAGCGCCGAGAACUCUCAGCAGCAGCAGCAGCAGCAGCAGAACAACGAGAAGCCAAACUCGGGUGAUGCGUCGAGACACAUGAGCUUGAGCCUGAUUGGGAUCCACCAUGCGGGUGGGGCUGAGAGCUUUUCAGGGACGAACAACAGCAAUGACAAGCCUAUCACAGUGGGAGUGGGAGCUCGGGCUGGAAACUUGGUGGAGGAGAUAUUGGAUGCUCAACAGCAGCAGCACCAGCACCAGCAGGAGCAACUUAGCAGCGAAACGACGCGGGAGACCUGGCAGCAGCAAUUGCAGCAACGUGCAGCAGAUAAAAGUGGCUCGAACUGCAGCAGGACCCCUCCUCCCCCCUCCUCCAAGGAUGCUGCAUUGAUAGCUCUGGUGCACAAGUUGACAGGCCAAGCUUCUCCGGUUGAUAUGCCACUAGGAGCAGCAGCAGCAGCAGCGGCAGUGGCAGGAGCAGGAUCCAACUCAGGCUAGCUGGCAAGUUGGGUCCAGGGAGGGGUACUACGCUCGAUUCAACCGCAUCGAUCAAUCCAGUGGGACGAUCUACUGCUGGUGCUGGUGCACUCCUCCACACUUCGAAAAAGGCAAGCUUUCAUCUCCGAGCGAGCCUUAACUACGCGGGUUGUGUUUACAGGUUCUUCCAUUCCGUGUACUAUAUGUACCAGUAGAUAAGUGGGGUCCGACGCGCUCUAUAGCUGUGUGGAUCACGACUGGGGGUGGCGGGCAAAGAUUACAGAGCAAGGAAAGUAGAAAGUUAAAGCAACGACGGGGAAGUCUGGAGGAACAAGACUAUCAAGGGGGGGCCUAGGUGACAAGGAAAAAAGCAAAGCUCCAUGGAAGCGAGAUUGCCGCUACAUACACUUUACAACAAUACCGCUGUUAAAAACGAGUGAGGGGCCGGGCAGGGUGGUGAUAUCGCAGAUGUAGAUAGAUGGAUGGAUGGAUAGAGAGAUACUUUAGAGAGUAGAGCACAGGAGACAGAAGGAAAAGUAUGUAGCAACAAGAGGAGCAAGCACAGAACAGGAGGCGAGGAUUUGAUCAACUAAUUUUGUGAGGGGUGGUGAUGUUGAAGUUUCUCGGGUUUCUUAAUUGGUGUGGCGAAAUAACGAAAAAGAGAGAUGAAGUUAUACACCACCAGCGUGACGCCAAACUGUGGACUCGUUCGCAGCACACGGGCGAGGCUCCCUUUGAACAGCGCUCUUGGACCCUCUGCCACCCAUACGCUCUUGAGGCAAGCCAGCGCGUUCUCGUGCGGGAUCUGGCCGUCCGGAAGCUCCAUCUAUAAGAAGAAGAACAUUUUGUUAGCGGGAAGAUCGGGUAUGGCGGAGUUUGUGGACUUACUUGUAGCCUCGUCUUGACGACGUCCAUUGGAGUGGAGAGAACUGUCGCAGGAAUGGCUGCUAGGAAUCCAUCGGCAAAUCCUUGGUCCGGGUAGAGCUGGCAGAGGAUAGCGUAGCACGCGAAGAAAAUGCCCGAGCUUGGGAUGUCUCUGGCCAGCGUCACCCCUGCGCCGUGGUACAGCCCCCGGAAGCCUAGCUCCUUGACUACUUCGCAGAAGCCACGCUUGUUGGACGUUGUCUGGGUUUGGAGCCGGACUUUGACGAUCUCCAUCGGGUUUGUGAAGACCACCUGCGAGAAGCCUCCACCGCUCCCGGCAAUGAGCUCGAGAAACCACAGUCCAGUGCCAGGCAUUACGUGCUCCAGCAGCUCUAGCAGGAGCUCGUUUACUGUCAGCUUUACAGCCUGCGUUAAGUAUUAAAAGAAAUAAAAAAUGUUUAGACCUUGGAAUAGAAAA